Molecule: messenger RNA, 1737 nt
Organism: Alternaria conjuncta
Lineage: Eukaryota; Fungi; Ascomycota; Dothideomycetes; Pleosporales; Pleosporaceae
Exons: 3
Coding region: 1-1737 (578 amino acids)
Source: RefSeq, a predicted model, not a curated record
AUGCCGCGCAAGAACUACACUUCAGAUUGGCUCGGAGACGAAGAUGAGCUCAUGGACUACUACGAUGAAAACGACUCUCCAGCCUACUGCGAAGACGAGGAGUACUUCUAUGACGGUCACGGCAUGCGGCACACCUCUGCGGAUAUGCGCUCUCACUGCACAGAUAAACCUACUUCAGGCAAGGACGUUCAUGGUCAUUCCCACAGCGAGAGCCAGGGAUUGGUAGAGACUGAUCAAGCUUGUGUUCCCAACGACAACCAAGCACAAAACGAGCCUGAAGUGCCUGACGUGCUUCCAGAGCCUCUCGCCGCGAUGCUAGCCGGCCUACGACAGCUCCCUACGGAUGGCUAUCGCCCAAACCCACCCGACGCCCGUUACACCUAUAGGGAUGACGAAUAUUCCAGCGAAUUGAAUGAGAUGUUCUCCCGUUUGGACAUUCUUCGCACGCUCGGUCCGGAUCCGGUGCGUUAUGGCUACGACAGUGCGUCGAGCGAGCCCGAGGAGAAGGAGGUAGUUGCUGAGAGCCUAGAGUCGAUCGAAACGGUUCCGGUGGAAGAUAGAGCACAGCUGGCAAAGACCAAUAGAGACGGUAUCGCUGGUUGUGAGAAAGCUAAGAGCGACAGCUGCACCAAGAAAAACGACGCGAUCAAAGACGCACACCAAUCCUUCAACGCCGAAAUCGAGUCAAUGAACGAAUGGUACGAAAACAUCAAGGCAGAAGAAGUCAUCCUGGGCAAAAGAAUAGCCUUACACGUUCGCCUGCCUACGAACCAGGUCGUCACUCCAACUCAUAACGCGCUUGUCGAGGAAGAUGUAAAGGAAAUGAUGCUCAUCGCCGACUCGUUCAAGGCUGUCAAGACAAAGAAAGCAGAUAUCCGAGCGACUCUAAAAGCCCGAAUUGAGAAGGCCGAGGAGGUGUAUGACGGAGAGUGCGCCGCAUGGGACCAGCAGAUGGUGUGCCUUCGCAACAUGGCUGAGCUAUCUGGCAUUGAGCUAGAUGGGGAGGAAGCGGAAGAUGAUCUCUUGGACGAGCGGGUAGCCCAAGUCAUCCGCUUCCGAUCGUCAACGCCAGCCCAAUCUACUUCACACGCCCGAGAGCCUGCGUCCAGCCAUGCCCGAUCGAAGCCAAGCACUGCCGCAAACGCAGACAGACGCCAGAAGGUUAAAGCAGCGAGCGACACAGUUCAGAAGGACUGUUCCAACUGCAGCCAAUUGCGAGAAGAACUACGUAUCACCCUCGCAACAAUAACCCGCCUCCAAUCCAAGGCCCCAAUCCCCAACCUCCGCAAAUUCGUCAAGCACGGCGAGCGAAUCCUCUCCGAGCUCUCAGCGCAACGCGCCGCAGCCGACGAAACCUUCGCCAAAGAACAACAGAACGAACUGCGCUCCGCAGAGGCAGCAUCUGAAGACCUUGACAAGGAGUACGCAAGGAUUAAGGCCAUCUACAUCGGCAUCGGCGAUCUCUGGGAGCACGAGAAUGAAGAACUUUGGAAUAAGACGUAUGACUUGUGUCGAGCGGAGCUGGUGCGCAUCAAGGAAGAGCAGAAGGCGCUUGAGAACCAUAGCGCUAGGGAUGAGGAGAAAGUGGUGAAGAGGCAGUGGGAUGGUGAGAAGAUGUUGAUGAAGCAGAUCAAGUACUACGAGGCCAUUCUGAAGCUGGCGAAGAGUGAGGUUGUUAGUCGGUGGGGGGAAGUUGGUGGGCUGGAGGACUCUGAUGCUGAACCUGAGUCUGACUAG